CGCCUUGAUCCGGCGGGUCCCGGGACGGUGAGCCCCGAGGCCAGGGCUCCAGCCCCAAUUCCCUCCGCUGUCGAUGGGCGCCGUACUGGUCUCGCGCUGGGGAGGAGGGAGCCGGGGCCCCGCGCUCAAUUAUGUAAAACGUCUCCACAUGUGUCGGAGCCCGCCAGCCCACAGCGGCGCCCGGGGUCGCACGCUCCCACCCCCUUCGCCCCGCCGCCCUCGUCGGCGACCCGGGGGAAUGCAGUGACCGCGGCCACAACGCCCUUCCCGCAGACCCUAAUUCAAACCAGACCCGCGGGCUUGCACCCCAGCGCCACCGAGCCCGGGCGCCCAGCCCCUUGCGCCCGGGCAAGUUUGGGCGCAGCGCAGCCGGCGCGGGAGCUGGCGGGCGGGUGUGUUGGCCCCGGGAGACCGGCCAGGGCUGCGUGGGGGACGCGGGCGAGCGGCUCCGGGGCCCUCGGGCUUGCCGUGGGCCGCUCGAGGUAAGCGGGGCCGGCCCGGCAGCGGGAGGUUCCGGGAAGUUGGUCUCGGAACGCUGGAGACCCGGAGGAGCUCAACUUCUGGGCUGCUGAAGUUGAGCUGGCCCCGGGGGCGCGUUCCCGUGCUGGGCAUGGCCGGGACGCGGGCGCCUUCCACGAGAGGGGACCCGGGAAUGGCCUCCUGCUCCCCGACUCGGCUUUGUGCUGAAGCCGCGCGGAGGGAAGGCGGGUCCCUUGGCCCGCCCAGUGGAGCUGGGGAGAAAGAGGGGCAGAUGUGGAGCUCGAGGCUGGAGGAGGCCUUUGGGUGAGAUGCAGCAUCCACCUUCAGCGGGACUCAGGCUCCACUAAACAGGGACGUGGCCGACAAAGAGCAGCCCGAGGGUCCCCAGAAAGUGGCUCUCCCGCCCCGGCCUCGGGCCGCUAGCCCGCCUUCCCCAAUGGGGGCGCUUUGUUCUCGGCCCCUGUAACCCUUUCCUGGGAACCGCCCCACAGCGCCGGCCUUAACGGGGGCUGGGACUUGGGCCACCGCCAGGUGUCAGCGCGGGCCACCGGGUGCCUUCGUCCUCCUCCCCAGCCCCCGGGCCCGGUGCUGGCGUCCCGGAGUCCUCCCGGUGGGCCGGCUCGGCCAUCCCCAGGGAUGCAGAGGGGAGGUGCAGAGCCAGGGGCACUUCCCCUUCCGGAAGUGGCGGUCUCUCGCCACCACAUCUGGACAGCUCGACUUCCCCAGCUCUGGCAAAGGGAGGCACGUGGGCAGGGAAGGGGCGGGGGCAGGGUGAGCAUUCGGGUCCUCCACUGCUAAUGUGACAUCUGGACAAGCCCCAGCAACACUGACCCUCCGUAGGGGUUGCCCUCUGUGAUAGCUACCAGUUAUUGAGCGCUCUGGGAACGUUUUUACAGGGUCUGGCUCAUGGGAGGUGAGGUGGGGACAGUCGUUUUUGAAGCUGAUGUGUAAAGUGCCCUCCCUGCUUCCCAGGUGACUCGUGCUUCCAGACAUUUUCAGGUCCCGGAGAAGGUCCCAGUGCCUGUUGAACUGCGGAUGGGCUGGACUGUGUGGGGUGCCGAAUCUGGGAGGACGGGGAGGGCCAUGAUUUCCGAGCUGGGUCUCAGGCACUCCUGGCUUUCAGGUUCAAGAAGCUGCUCUCUAGGGUGGUGGUUUCUGUGGGACUGAGCCUGUGCGUGGAGUCUUCGCUCCGACUUUGGAGAAGAGAGUGGGACUGCGUGGCUUACCUUCCUUGACCUCCUGCCAUCACCACACUGCCCCAUUCUCUCCAGGCACAUGCUGGGGCCUCAGUAGGGGCGGCUGAAGUUGGGUCCUCCACCUAUUUCCGGCUGGAUUUAGGAGGGCUGCUGGUUCCCUUGCCUGCCUGGGGUAGAGUAGCAGACAUUCUAGAGCCCUGGGAUCCCCCCACACCCCUUAAGGCUGGGGAGGCAGGUGGAGUCUGGGAUUCCCUGUGGACUGCCUUUCCUGGAGUUUUCUGUGGGCUGGAGCAGAGGCUGCAGUGUGAGGCAUUAUUUCUUGCCCAGAAACUUGGUCAUAGGGCCCAGGAGUCAGGAAAGACUCAAAAGGGGAAAGGAGGGAGGGACUCCCUGGAACUGCAAGGAGGGAAGGUUUCCCGGAGGGUGAAAGCCCCACCUGAGCUUUGGGGUCAGACUCUGGCUUGUAGCUUAGGUGUUCCUUUUGCUUUUUCUGAUCUUACAAAGUUUAGGUUUUUUUCUUUCCCAUUUCUGCCCUCUCCGUCUUACAGUGACUGUCCAUGUUGGGUUAAAGGUGGGGACACUCAUUGCCUUCCGAGAGCUCUGACACCCCUUUCCUGAAAGAAAUCAGGCAGUUGGGAUUUGCUUAAGAUGGGAGAAGGUGUCCACAAGUGGCAGAGAUCUGUUCGUCUCUGAAAGUUCACUAUGGCCCCAGUGGGAAGCAGGUCAGAAACCCCCUGGGGACUGGGGAGGCAGGGAGUGACUGAAUGGGUGAGGGGAGGCUGCUAGGAGAGGAGGUUGCUCAAAACCACUCCCAAGAGACUAAAACAGGUUUGUCUAAAAAGGUUUCUCUCUCUGUCCUUUUUUCUCUCUUUCUUUCUGUGUGUGUGUAUGUGUGUGUGUAAGUGUAUGUGUGUGUGUAUGUGUAUGUGUGUGUAUGUGUGUGUGUAAGUGUAUGUGUGUAUGUGUGUGUGUGUGUGUGUGUUUCCUGUGGUCUUUUGUUUCUGCCAUGUAAGAAACAUUGCUUAUUCUGGAAUAGUUAUUUGUUGUUUUUCUUCCUUUCUCUCUUCUCUUUCUUGAAAGGCAUAAAAUCCCUUUUGCCCUAAUUAUGGGGGCUAGUAGAGACAUUUUCCCACAGCCUGGCAGAGAGGGUAGAGGGGGAGGCAAUAGCUGCUUCUGCUUGGGCUCAGAGCCUUCUAGAAGUGAUGUCACCCCUGGCUUGGGCUCCACAGGGAGGGUGGAGCUGGUUUAAGUCUCUACCUGUGGCUCCUGAUGGGUUCCACUAAAACCUCAUUAACAACACACAUUGGUAGGGAGACAGUAAGAAAGGAGAGAGCCUGCAAAGAAUUAAUGAAAAGAUUGAUUUCUGCAGUUUUUUAGAGGAAUCUUUUCUGUUGCAGCAGAAUUUUGGAUUCCUGAAAUCCCUUGGGAAUGAGAUGUCCUGUGUAUUCAUGUUUUUUCAUUGAUCUAGAAUCCCUAUUACCCUUAAAAGUAUUCUUACUCUGAGCAGGACUCUCUGAAACAUUUAUUUCCCUUCCUUUGUCAACCAAAAAAUGCUAGGCAUGAUUUAAUCUCUGCAUGCCAGGGUCGUCGUCCUCAUUAGUGCCAGGUUAGGACAUUGUCUCCUGGAUUUACUGUGCUCUGAAGAGCACUUUGCCCCUGUGCCUGGUGUCCCAGGUCGCUCUGUUUGGAAUUCUGGUCUUUCUCCUUUUUCCAUCUCUGUCUGAGAGAAGCCAGAAGUGACAUUUACAUGCCUGAGUGUAGCCAGCCGCUUUUCUGUUCAGUUCAAAUUAGAACUUUUCAGUUGUUACUUCAGUUGUUCAAAUAGUUACUUUUCUCCAGUGGCACUAAGAAACUAAUUAGUUGGGUUAGGUUCAUUUCAGGCUGAGAGUUUUAGGCUCUGGGUAAGGUUCUCGCCUGUGAGUGAGACUGUUGAUCUGUGAUAUGUGGAUUUUGUACCCUUCAUGAACUUCAGCUGGGACCUGUUGCGGUCUCCCCUUUACCUCCCUGCACCCCACCUAGAGUAACAAAGAAGUGCUGCCAAGGUAAGGCCUUUAGGGGCCUCUCUAACUGGACAGAAAUGAGUCACCUCUUGGGGAAGUGCUUGCUGGCCCCCAUGUUUCAAGUUCCUCAACCUGGUUCAACUUGUAAGUGACUUGCUGGUCAGAGGUAGCCUGGACUGACCAGUUGAGGCCCUUAUUCUUUAGACUUGACUGUUAUGCUCAGCUUCACCAAGUUUGAUUUGGAUUUUAUUUCCUGUUUCUAUAUAAUCUGCAUCCAUACUGUGUGGCAGGCCAGAAAUGGCUUUGGAUAAAGUAGAGCCCCAGGACUGUGUCUCAACUCUGCCACUCAUUUACUCCCUAAUCUGGGGUGAGUCACUUUUCUUCCAAGUCUUGUCCUCAUCUGUAAAGCGGACAUCAUGAUACCUGUUCUCCCUGCCCUCAUUCUGUCAUUUGCAUAUUCAUUUCAUAAUGGAUAUGUGAAAGUACUUUGUGAUGAAACUGCCUGAGGAAAGUUAGCUGUCAAUAUCAUUAAGGUUACCUUGUUUUGAGCGCCUACUGUUGAGGGCUCAGUACUUUUCCUUUAUUCUUAUUUAAACUUGACCCCAAUCCUUUACAGUGUAUAUCAUUGCCUCAUUUUGUGGAAGAAGAAGCCGAAGCCUAGGGUGGUGGGCCCUGCCACUGGCUGAGUUGGGAUUUGUGUGCGUGUGCAUGUAUAUGGGUAUGGUAUGAAUACAUUACAAGGCUGUCAGGUCUCCCCUGAGAAGCCUGGCAUCUGGGGACUAGCUGAACCCUGCAAGGCUCUGCUGGGCAUUUGCUUGUCUGUCCUGAAGAACCAUGGGUGUGAGUGUUUUGGGCGAAGGGGCCCAGGCUGGGCUCAGCUGGCCUGAUCGGUGCCAUCAAGCAAAGUGAGCACUGGGUAACAUUCUGGAGUUGUGUUGGGUUCAACUCAUGGCCGCUUAGGAACAGGCGAGAGCUCCUCACAGGAACAAAACGGGGAGUUGAGAGCCAGGUGGGAACUGUGGAUUGGGCGUGGAGGGGCCUGUUUGGACGGUGUCCUCAGGCCAGGCCCCAGGUGGUGUCCAGCUUGCACCAUCUUUUACCUUGGGCACUGGGGAAACAUUCAUGGAAUUAGCAGAUUCUUUUGUAAGCCUGGGAGGUAGGCAGUGUGGCACAGGUGAUGGCCAGAACCCAGGACUCCUGGCUCUGGUGCCGCAGUCACCUCCUGGUUUCCUCCAACGCCAGGUCCUGUGGGGGUGGGGGCAGCUCAUGAGGAACUGGUCAUUAAGUGAUUGCUGGGCUUGAACUGCUGCCCGAUUGCCUUCUUUUCACCAGCCAGUUUUGGAGUCUUGGGUUGAAAGGGCCCCUGAGGCCCUGCCUAAAUGUGUCUAGAGAAGAAUGAGAUUCAGGGAUUUUGUGGAAGGAGGACUUCUGGCACCAGGAUUCUGUACCCCCUCACUUCUCUCUCAGUUGUUCCAGCAGAGGCUGGGUUUUGGAUGGGAACAUGCAUUCUGGAAUCUUCCACUGAGUGAGAUGUGACACACCAGGUGAGGGCCACAAGGAGGCAUGUUUGGGGUCGUGGAGGUGAGGCACCAGAGGCAAGACCCUGGCUUGUGGCCACUUCAGCAACUGUCAUGUCCAGCUGCAGGUGGUCGCGGGGAGCCCACGCCAUCACCUCCCCUGGAAGGGUGAACUUUAUCUGUGAUGUUACUGCUUCUACCCACCCUCAGGAAGCUUCCAUUUGGGUGGGGAGACAGUAUGAGAAGGUCCCGGGCACUCCUGAGACAGGCACACCGGGCCAGCUCGCCUGUGCUCAGUGCUGUGGGGAUCUUGGGGAAGGGUUGUCUGAGACUCCCCUGGAAAGUGACCUGCUUUUUGGCAGGGCCCGGAAGGGUGGGGGCAAGCUUACAGGACAAAGCAGGGUGUGCCAGGGGAAAUCUUGGGACUUGGGGCCAUUGAGUCAUGAGAGCAGAAGAGACGGCGGGUGGACCUGCUCCUGCACAUGCCCAGUGACCUCUCCCCAUGGGAGCCCCUCAAGGGCCUCUGAGCUCCUGGCUUUUAUGGCUUCAUGGCUGCCUAAUUCUACACAGAGGAUGCGCCUCCUCUGGCCAUCAGCCCUGUGAAAAACUCUCUGCCCGGUGAUUCACCUGCGGGUUCCAACACCAUGAGAUGCCUGCCCUCUGUGUGUGUGUGUGUGUGUGUGUGUGUGUGUGUGUGUCCACGUCCGUAUGUCUGCAUGUGUGUUUGUAUUUGUGUCUCUGUGUUUGUGUUUGUCCGUGUGUGUGUCCAUGUGUGUCUGUCCGUGUGUGUGUGUGUGUGCGCGCGUGUGGUGUGGGGGGUGCCUACUGCACAGGUUGACACUGCAGUUGGGCCUUGCCUAGGCACCCCUGACUUUCCCUUUGGGCCUUCCUGCUUGUCAGGUGGCAGCCUGGUCACUACCUGGCUGCAGCUUCCUUUUUGGACACCAGCUUCCUUUCUGCCUCCUAUCUCUGCUGGUCGUCUUUUCCCUUUUUCACUGUGACUCUGACAUUUCUGAUGGACUUGGCCUUGGAAGUUAUUCCCACAGAGAUGGGCAGUAGGGUCACCUGAACUUCCUGGUUUAGAUGAGCUUCCACUAGGUGGCUACGGCAGGCUGUUGCCCCUCUGGGCCUCAGUUUCCUCCUCUGCUGAAGGGUCCUUUUUCCCUUCCUCAGUUCUGAGAGCCACAUGGCUAGAGAGAGACCUUAUCUUGGGAAGGGCGGAGGUGGCACUGAAGGACUUGCUGGGGGCUCACAUUCCUCUGCCAGGAUUCCUUCUGGGGACUUGAGGGAGAACUGGUUUCCUAAGGGGCCAUUGGUGGGAUGGCCUGGGCCAGUGGAGGGCAGGGUAACCUGCUUGAGGCGGGGAUUUGAGCUUCUUGGGGAGCUGUUGUGGACAGAGGUGCCUGGGUGAGGUCGGGCCAGGGGUGGGGCUGCGUGAUGUUCUCUGCAUACACACCCAGGCGUCCUGGCACCUGCCCGAGGUCCGCUCAGCAGCAGGAAUGAAUGCCAUGGCAGGCAGGUUGGGGCAGUGGGGAAGGUGGGCGGUUGAUCAGUCCACUCAUCAGCUGAGUCAUGGCGCCAGGCCCAUGGGUCCUCUCCAGAGACUCGCCCAACCAACCCUGACCCACUGCAAGCCCUCUGGGGGCUGGCACGAGGUGGGGAGUGCAGCAAGACACAGACUGGGGCUCAGGGGCCUGGCUUUCCCUCCUGGCCCUGCCUCUUUACUGUCAAAUGGCUGUGUACAGAGCCCUCUCUUGGCCUCAGUGAACCCAUCUGUGAAAUGGGGGAAAGGGGCAGAGAGGCAAUACUUUUGUGUGCACGUGGCCUCUUGUGUCUGUGUCGUGUGACUGGUGGGUAUCUGAGGGCCUGCCUGUGCUCCUGCUGCCUCCAGUUCUGAGAGUUUAUGACCCCUACCUGGCUUGACCAGAUCUAAAGCCCAGAGCCUGGGCACCUGCUGUGUGCAUAGCCCUGUGCGGUGGGGAGAGGUCCAUGUCUUGUCCAGGGGAUUCCUGUGAGAGAGGGUGGCUGUUACUGGAACCAGAUGAGAGAGGUGCAGAUAGAGAUAGAGAGAGGGGCAGAUAUCUCUGCAGAUAGGCCAGAGUGGCAGUGACGAUGAACAGGGUCUGCGAUUCAGCACCCAUCAUGUCUCCCCAGUCAGAGGAAGGGUUUUGCCCCAGAGUCCCAUGAUAAAGCAGUAUGGAACUAGGAGCUGGGCUGUCAGCCAGGACAUUUUAUGGAGCCCUAAACAUGCAGGACGGCCUUCUGGCCAUGGGAAGUGUCAGGGCAGGGGGUCUCUCGGUGGGCGCUGCAGAGGUUGCCUGUCCUGCGCUAGGACCGCUUGUGUGCACCAUGGAUCUUCACAGGUGUUAAGGGAACUCUUCCCACAGUGGGGUGAGCUGGAGUUCAUAGUCAUUUCUACCUGGGGCUGCCUGGCUCUCUCUGAGCAUCCUCUGUGCUGCUUAGCAGGCUGAGAGACAGCACUCUGGCGCCUGGCCUGGGAGGCGUAGGGUGAGGAUUGUAUGUCUGCCAGGGUGGGAUGUGGGGAGGCUGGAGGAACUCCUGGAGGGCCGAGGAGCUCAUGCCUGCCCAUGGUAUUUGUCAUGAGCUGGGUCCCAGAAAGCUUUUUUGAACUUGGGCCCUGGCCCUGCUGUUCCCAUGCCACCAAUACCAGUGGUCACCGCUAGUGCUCCACGGGCCUUACCUGGUUGGGAACUUGAUUGUGUCAGAGUGGCACUGACUCUACCUCCAGUAGCUUCCUGGCAUCCCGGCUGCCCAGGAAACUGUCCGAGACCUUGGAGGGCCCAUCUCUCUGGAGUGUUCCGGAUGAAUACGGUGGUCAGGUUUGGGCUUGCAGAGCCCGAGGCUGUGGGGUGUUUCAGGAGCCUCUGAGACUGUCCUAGAGGCUGACGUCACUCUAGCUUCUCCCAGAGAAAGCCACAGGGUGUGGUGCUGCUGUGGCAGUGACCGUGUCGCUUCCAGGACGGGGUGUCGGGGACGGUCCUGGCAGCAAGACCUCAAGACUGACUAGGGCCUGUAGGGCUGAGGACCAGUCAUGGGCUCCACUUGGGAUGCACCUCCCCCACCUCCCUCCCUGAAAGGGACCUGGGACCUGGGGGAAGAGUACAGGAGGAGUUUCCCUGGGGCCAGGCCUGGGAAGUCCAGGAAUCUCACCACUGAGUCUCCCUGGGUGAAUCUGCAGCAGUAACUGGGGUGUCUUGGCUCAGAGAAUUGUAGGAAGGGGAUACAGCCCCCUGCCAUCCUCCCCGCGCUCCUGUGAAUGAGGCUCACUCUUCUAAAUCCUAUCUGGAGGCUGGGUGUGCAGUGGGCACUCUGGCCCGCCUGCCUGUCUUCCCUAUGUGAGGGUAGUCACCUGAGUCUGAAGGUCUGGGUCUGCCUGCCUUUGGGGGGCCGAUAUUGAGUCUUGAGACCUUGGGGCUUGACAGGCAAAGUAGGACAGAACUCGCUGGCUUCGUUAGUCCCAGCUCGGGCUGGAGCAGAGAGGUGUUGUGGAGGCAGGGAAGAGCUCAGGACAUGGAGUCUGGCCCACAUGGAUCACAUUUGGACUUCAUCACUUCCUCCCUGUGUCAUCUUGAGUGUGAUUCUUCACCUACCCCAAGCCUCAGUUUCCUCAUCUGUAAAACGGAGUUUCUCAUAUCCUGCCCCAGAGGGCUUCUGCAGAGAUUCCCUGAAAUACCAUAUGUGAUAUGAUUGGGGUCCCUUCCUUGCCUGGAGCACGGAGAAGCAAGUCUAGGGGAGCACUGAUGCUGACCUGUGGGAAGGGGUGGGUCUGACCCAGCCUGAGCGUGGAGUCACUCUCUGAAUGGCCCUCUGGUCUGACCCCAGUGAUGCUGACGUUAACAGGACCUGCAAACAUGGCUUUUGCCCCGUCUCAGAAACAUGAGCCUUCACUGGCAGGCCAGACUUUGCUCUCUUCCACCCCAGCCUCUGCCAGGGGCUGCCUCCUGACCUGAGAAGGUAUGGGCUGGGCUGGCAGGUGGGAGGUAGGGGCUCAGGCCUGCCAGGCAGGGCCCACAGAGCUUGAGACUGAUGGCUGUCCUGGAGUGGGAGCCCUGGGUUCACUAUGGCCACUGACAGAGCGGGGCCAGGCUGCAGGGUGCUGCCAGUGGAAGCCAUGGCUGUUGUGUUCCUGAAAGUGAGAGAACCCUGUGGGCCUCGCUGCGACGGGUGCCUCAUGGCACGCCUGCUGGAGCAAGACUGCUGGCUUCAGUGGCUGUGUGCCCUGGGACAGAUGACAUAGCUCCUUUGCCUCAAUUUUCUCAUCUGUAAAAUGGGCAUGGUACUAGAACCUAAGGUGAUCGUGAAGAUGAAAUUAAUUAAUUCAGAAAAAGUCCUUGGGAAAAACGGAUUGCCAGCUGUCUGGCCCAGAGGACUCAAUAAACAUUAGCUGUGAUCACUUUUAUUCACUCUGCCCCCGAGAGCCUAAUUCAGUUGUUUUAUUCUUCAAGUAACCUCCAGCCUUGGUUGGAUGCUUAGACUCUUCUCUCCCCCAGCCUCCUGGUGGUCCCUGAGAUCUGGGCAAGGCGUAUGGCUCCUUCCCUUUCCCAGGAUCACGGUGAGCUUUUCAGAUGGGAGCUGCGCUCUUCCUCGGCGCUGCCUACGGAGAUAGCAGCGAUCUCCUGGUCGGCAUCAUGGCCGCCCUUAGACCCCUUGUGAAACCCAAGAUCGUCAAAAAGAGAACCAAGAAGUUCAUCCGGCACCAGGCAGACCGAUAUGUCAAAAUUAAGCAUAACUGGCGGAAACCCAGAGGUAUUGACAACAGGGUUCAUAGAAGGUUCAAGGGCCAGAUCUUAAUGCCUAACAUUGGUUAUGGGAGCAAUCAGAAAACAAAGCACAUGCUGCCCAGUGGCUUCCGGAAGUUCCUGGUCCACAACAUCAAGGAGCUGGAAGUGCUGCUGAUGUGCAACAAAUCUUACUGUGCUGAGAUCGCUCACAAUGUUUCCUCCAAGAACCGCAAAGCCAUCGUGGAAAGAGCUGCCCAGCUGGCCAUCAGAGUCACCAACCCCAAUACCAGGCUGCGCAGCGAAGAAAAUGAGUAGACAGCGUAUGUGCAUGCUUUGUGUUUAAAUAAAACUGGAAUCUUCCUUAAAAAAAAAAAAAAAACAGAUGGGAGCUGCAUCCAGUCUUCCUUUCAGCCAUCUCAGCACCAACCGUGUGCAGAGGCUGUGAGGGCUAGGAGCUCUGUGCUGGGGGUUCAAGGCUGGGCAGAUCUGCCAGCCCAUCAGAGGGAGGGCAAGCCACUUGGCUUGGGGCUCCACCAGUAAUCUGGAGGAUCGACCCAGCCUCUUCAGACACAGCCUUCACAGAAAAUUCUGUCUCCCAUCACCCAAACCAGGAGGCACCAGCCCUGCCUUCCCAUGGGACCCCUUCAAACACACUCUGCCCUUCCUGUGUCUCUGGGUUUCCCAGCAGCCUCAGCGCCUGCUCAGUCUGAAUUGUGCUUUAUCUGAGAGGCACAUUCCCAGGCUAGCCCAUUGUUGUCUACCUGGGAGGAGAAACCAUGUACAUCCAUGACUCUAGGAAGAGCAAAGAGAAUUUUGUCCUCCUUUCCUGGGUAUGGCAUUGCUGGCAUCCACAUUUUGACAAAGGUUAAAAAAUUUGCCCCUGACAUCUUCCAGCCUCUCUUUUGUAAUCCUAUUCCAUCUCCCUGAGCUCCCACACACCCUCAGUGCUCCAGUUCGAGUUAGCCCGUCCCCCCUGGAAGUGAUUUAUGCUGUAGUGUGAGUGCCAGCACCCUUUAGCUCUCCCAGAAGACUUGUUUUCAAGGGGAUAUUGUGCAAGGACAGGGACACUGAUAGAAGAGAUUUUGGUAAUAAAGUUGGCACUUGUUCCCCUCCCCCACCUUCACACAGCUGGAGCCCUGGCUGGCUGCAGGUGUGUCAAAAGCUGCAGUUUCUGCCUCUGUGAAACUUGAGGACACUUUAUUUAGUAAGUACAAGGGGAGGAUGUCCCUAGAAGUCCAUAUUGGCAGAGGUGUCCAGUCCCCAGGCCUGGUGGAUACCUGUUCCAGGGGACUCCCUGGGGACUGAUGGGGCCGUGCUUCCCAGUAGGGGCCGACUGGGGAAAUCUUGGCUGAGAUUCUGGCCUUGAUGGGCUCCUUAGGGGCAGCUGGGUCUGGGGAAGGGAUAGCGCUCUGGAGGCUUGGCUGCCCCCUCUGUCCCCAUAGGGUGCCCGUUGCCCCAUAGUAAUCUUGAUUUAGGAUAUCUCUGGCAUCCUGCCUAAGCCAUGACUCCCCUUGGGAAGCUGAGGGUGAUGAUACUGAGUCAGUGUGAUCAAGUGUCCCUGUGUGUCCCUAAGGAGGGGGUGUUUGACAAGGAAAUUUGCGAGACAGACCCCUUGUUUGGCUCCAGAGAGGUACCAGGCGCUGAGGCUGCAGGGCCUGGGCUGGGCUAUCUUGCUCAAUGCCUGCCUCGGUGAAAUCUUGCCCUGCCUGGCCUGGCCUGGGUUCUGCCAGGUGGAGAAAAGCAGAGGAACUGGUCUCCCAGCUCUGUGGCUCCACACCCAGCCCUCAGCUGAGGCUGUUCCGAGACCAGUCCUGGCAUGUGGGCUGCCGAGGCAGGCGCCAGCUCUGUGGAAGGGUGCUGGGGGCAGCACUGGUUUGGCUUGGGCGUCAGAGCUGGCAUGGGGCUGCCAGGAUCCCUCCUCGUUCAAUAAAUGCCCCAGGUAUACUGUGAGCAGGCAGUGUGGUACAGGGUAGAGGGCCCAGGGCCAAGAGGCUUAGGUCUAUGACCUUGACCUCAGGUUUCCCACCUGUAAAGCCCUGACAUCACAUUACAUGGAAGAUGUUACCCGAAAGCGGUCUUGGCCAACUGUGAAUGCUGUCCCUCCACCCCGGCCCUGGCCUGGAAGCCCCCAGCGCAGUGAGGGGUCCGUCUCUGAGUGGCAGUGUGGGGCUGUGUAUGGGGGGUGCCAUCCAGAGUGUCCCUGAAAGGUGCUCCUCCCUUUGGAAAUGCUGCUGGGGACACCCUCCUCUCCUGCCUAUUUCUAUCCCCCUCCUGCCCUGGCCAGGCCCAUCACUCCUUGCCUGUCAUAUCCUCAGCAGGCCCCAGCUUGCCUGGUUCUCAGUAGAGAGCCAGUGAGCUGAUAAAUUGCUGUGCCUGUCACCGGAAAUGCUGAUGCUGCCUUGAGGCACUGGUGAGGCUCCUCCCUCCUGGGAAUGGCUUCAGUGGGGGAGAUUUUGGGUCUUGAGGCCUAGACCCGAUCUGUGGCCUCAGCCUCUCUCCCUGGUGGGCUGUGUUUUCCCGGCUCCUGAAUUAGGAAACAGGCCUUAGUGAGGACUUCCUCCACAACCCCGAUGCUGGGGGAGCCCAGUGUCUCCUGGCCUGUGGCCCUGCCCUCCUGCCUACUCCCACAGGUGCCAUGUUUUGGCCAAACCCCCAUUGUACAGAUGGGCAACCUGAGGCAGGGUGUUUCCAGCAACAUCCAGUAAUUUAGGGACAGAGACCAAACUAUCACCAGACCAUCCCCAUGCUGGACCUGGUCGUUUUCCCUGGGCCACCCUGUGGUGGUCAGUGUGGUAGGUACCUGAGGAGGGGGCAUUUGGUGAGUCUUGGGGGACAGAACCCCUGCCCAGUUCCCAGAGCAGCACCAGUCGCUGAAGCCAGCAGGGCCAGCCUGUUGGCCAUAAGGCAGUUUAGCAUUGUCCACCGAGCCCCUUCUGGCAUCAAGGUGGGGAACAGGUCUAGAGAGAGGCUGAGAGCUGCCCAGGUCCCCAGCACGGCCGCAUGGCAGAUUCUAGCCCUUUCCCGGAGACCCUGGCUCCUGGGUGCUCUGGUCUGACCUGCCUGCCCAGGGCUUAGGCCAUUUCAGUCUGGGCUGAAGGAGUGGGUCACAGGUCUCCCCACAGAGAGACGGCAGCUGCAGAUCCAGGGGCACAGCAGCGUUUGGGAGGCAGUGGGACUGGGAGGGGCUGUUGCAGCUUUUUCUUCCCUGUCCUCCUACUGCUGCCCCUGGAGGAGCAGACCCAGCCCCUGCAGCCUAUGCUGCCCUCCAGGCCCCACCUUCGUCCCUGGAGCCAACUUGCCUCUUAGCUCCAGCAGCUCUCUCCUGCUGCCCCGCUGGGUCCAGCCAGGCUGGCUGGUGGGAAGGCAGUGGGCUCAGCCCCAGGCAGGAAGGAGCCUCAGCUCAGCUUCAAGUAGAUACUUUCCCAGUCAUAUAGGUGCCACUGGAUGUUCAGUGGGUCCUCAGCCCCGGCGGGAGGGAGGCCAGGCCACCACCAUGAUGUGCUGUGUCGGAGAUGCAGAGAGGACACUGCUGGGCUUUCCCUGGUUCCUUUGCCAUGCGAGCUUGUUCACGGGGCUCUCUUGCUACUCACUGCCUUGACUUGGAACACUGGACUCAAGUGAAGCCAGCUCUUGCCUCUCCCAGGCUGGGCCACUCUGGGAGAUAACUUUUCCUCUCUUCAUUGUUUUCAAAGUGCAGUCUGAAGAACCCCUACAGGACCUGGGGCUUGUGAAUGGCAGAGGCAGCCUCUGGGUGGGGAGCUGGGAAGACUACAUUUGCAGUGGUCUCCUGGUGGUGCUUAGAGACCCUAUAGCUGAGAGCCCCCAGUUUGGAUGCAGGUGAUGGUUUGGAUGUUUGGAUGUCACCCUCAGCCAGUAUGGCGUCUUGAUGCAGAGGCGGAGGUGAAGGCUGGGGCUCUGAGGCUCAGAGACCUCAGCCCCCAAGUUCUGAAGUCUAGGGAAGGGGAGAGUCAGCCUGUUUUCCUCACAUUUGUGGAUCUGGACGAGAAACCGAGGGGGUAAAAAAGAUUUUUUUUUUUUUUUUGAGAUGGAGGCUCACUCUUGCCCAGACUGCAGUGCAGUGGUGUGAUCUCGGCUCCCUGCAACCUCCGCCUCCCAGGUUCAAGCGAUUCUCCUGCCUCAGCCUCCUGAGUAGCUGGGAUUACAGGCAUGUGCCGCCACCCCUGGCUAGUUUUUGUAUUUUUAGUAGAUAUUAGGUUUCACCAUGUUGGUCAGGCUGGUCUCAAACUCCUGACCUCGUGAUCUGCCCACCUUGGCCUCCCAAAGUGCUGGGAUUACAGGCAUGAGCCACCACGCCCAGCCGUAAAAAAGAUUUCUAAACAGCUAUGACCCUGUUUCAAGCCUCCUGAGGAAAUUUGCCAUUGUGUGGAAUCUGGGGAUGGGGAGGGUGGGUGUCUAGCCUGCCAUGACCACGGGUCCUCCUGCCUCUUGACCUCGAAGCCUGGGCUCCUGGAACAGGUCCCACAGCCACUGCCACAGCCUCUGGUCCAGGCUGCUUGUGAGAGGCCGUGACCCGGCUCCUUUGAUAAGGGGCAGCUCUUAUCCCUGGUUUGUUACUAAUGGGGCUUGUUGAUUCAGUGACUCGGCUCCCACAGAAGCUGGGUUUUCAUGACCACAUGGGUCAGGUACAGCGGAUGGGUCAGCUUCUCUUUCCUGUUCCACCACAGGACAACUGGGAAUCAGAGACCCACCACACUGCCCAAGUUAGUGCCCAGGAUGAGCAUUGUCUUAUCCUCUCCUGGGUUGGGUCGGGGGCUUCAAGGCCUGGCCCUAGUACCCUCCUUAGGGCAGCCCUCUGGACUCCAGCCUCUGAAGCGCCCCCAUUUUCAAUCCCCCUGGAGCCGGACACCUGGCCAUAUGUCCUGGGUAGCUGAGAGCUCAGCCAGGCCAGGACCAGACUAUUUCUUCUCUCUUUUCUCCCAAAGCUUCUGGUGUGAUCUUGGCUCACUGUAACCUCCACCUCCCGGGUUCAAGUGAUUCUUCUGCCUCAGCCUCCCAAGUAGCUGGGAGUAUAGCAGUGCACCACCACGUCUGGCUAAUUUUGUAUUUUUAGUAGAGAUGGGGUUUCACCAUGUUGGCGAGGCUGGUUUUGAGCUCCUGACCUCAGGUGAUCCACCUGCCUUUGCCUCCCAAAGUACUGGGAUUACAAACAUGAGCCACCUUGCCCUCCGUCAGUAAUGCUUUUUAAGGAAUUUGGGUUUUACCCAUCACUCACUUUAAGCAGCAGGUGACCCAUGUCAGUGAUUCAGAGUAUGGGCUGGAAACCAAAGGCCUUCUGACCUGGUGGCCUCAGGCCGAUGGGGUAGGAGUGGAUGGGAAGUCUCUCAGGUUAGUGACUGGGCCUGCCACCCUCUCUUCAACCUGUCUGAGAUGCCCACUGGACAUCCUGGCUUCUGAUGCAGCCGGGGCACUUUUGAGCUGUUUUGCAGAGGAGCUGCAGCACUGCUGGCCUCAGCCCCAGCCCCUUAUCUUCUCCUGGGUCAGGGGCUUCAAGGCCUGGCCCUAGUACUCCCCAGGGCAAGGGGCUCUGCUGAGACACAGGUUGCCCAGAAGGGUGGCCCUCUUUACUUUUGCUAUGGGAAUGACAGCUGGCAGUUAGCUUGAGGCUGCCUUCUGGAAGCUUCUCUGCCAGCCCUCUGCCCACAGACUCCAGAUGUGCUCUUUGGAGUGGGUGGCAGCCGGUGAAGAUAGCUUCCCAUCCCUGGUGGCACAGGUCCUGUUCUGGUCCACACCAUUCCCUCUCCACCUCGCAAGUGUGGGCUGGUCCCUGGGUAGCUUCACCACUGGGGCAGGCUCAGUGAUUCCUAGUCAGUGAAGCUCUGUCCCAUUGAGGAAUCUUAAAUGGGUUUCCCUUAAAACUGAUGGGCUCAGCUAGGAGGACUGGGGAGAAAGAAGGGGAUGGCAGGUGAGGAGAGCAGCUCUGCUGCACAGGAAGGUGUAGUGUCUGGGCCACCCUGGGCAGGUCCCUUGCCAUUCAGAGGCUCUAGUCCUUAUCUGCUAGAGACAGUGAUGUCUGCCCUGCUGCCUCAUCUGCAGGGGAGUUGUAGGGAUGAGAAAGGAAUGAGUGGAAAGUGUUUCCAGCCUUAAAGAAGGCCUCAUUUCUUCACACCCUCUUUCUUGCUGGGUCAGAGCCUUGACUCCAGGACUCUCCAUGGUCCCUGGGAGACCAUGUAGGCCAGGAGACCGGUGUAGCUGAGAUGGAGUUGGGCUGACCUGACCGUUCCUCUCUUACUCCCUUUCCCAGACUCCUGGAAGCUGCCCCUUGAUCCCCAAGCUUCCAGGCGAGCCAAACCUUGGGCUUUCUAAUCAAUGAACUUCUAGGGUCUCCGCUGUGGGUGGGGAAGGGGCAAGGCGUCCCUUGCUUUGAGCAAACAGAACUAGUGGAAGCCUAGACCUUACCUCGCAUGAAGUUGUUGAUUUGUUCUAUGGACUGUUGGUUUUUCUGGGACUUACAGAGGUUAAAGGCUGGUUUGCCUGUUGCCUUCCUGGGCAGGGCAUGAGGUGGGCCCCAAGCUGAGGCUACCUGAUCCUGAGCAGCCUUGAGCAGUGGUCAAGCAGCCUCGGAAGCACCCAGUUGGAGAUGAUGCUGAGGGAGCUGCCCAGGAGGCCUGGAGGCGGUGUGCUGCAGGCUGUCAGCGCAGCAGGCCUGCUAAAGGAAACCGGAAGCCUCGCCAGAAACUCUAGAGUCAGCUGGCACCUUGGUAAUCCAAGUUCACACUCAGCAGUUUCUGCUAAUUUCCUCCCCAGGGGGCUGAAAUCUUACCUUCUCCUCAUCUGAGGGGCUAUCACUGAAGGUUUAAGCUGGAGAAGAUUUGGGAGGUCUCUCUAGCCCACCCCCUUAGUGGAGACCAAAGGCCCAGAGAGGGGAGAGGCCCCUGGAGGCCAGGGAGCUGGUUUCAGUGGAGAAAAUGUUUAAGAGCUUGUUGUGUAAAUAAGAUUGCAGAGGGAUAAGCCUGCAGAGCUAGGGAACAAAUUGUUUCUACGGACCGGACCGCAGACUGAAAUGCUCAUCUGGCCAGGAGAAAAGCCCUGCUCCUGGGAACUUGUUAGCCUGUUGGGGCCUCCAUGGCGUUCCUGGGUCUCACCGGGCGGUGCCUCCCAGGUUAUACAUGGGCCCGAGUGUGCGUGUCUGCUCUGUGGGCAUUGGUUACCUCAUCUGUUGAAUGAGGCAGGGAUCCAGUGUCUGACUUCUGCUUUAAGAUUUGGUGCUCUUUACGAUGCAGCGGAGGCACGUGGGAUCGCAGCGCCAAUGCCUUGCCCCGUCUCUGCCGCAUCUCCAGCUUUCUCUUGAGGUGGGUGGUGUAGCAGGAGAGGGCAGGGCAGAGUUCUUGGGUGAGAGUGAAGCCGUGAUCUCAGUGAAUAUGGGAGGGGGUACCCGCUCUGUGUCCCCUGGCAGGCAGUAUUCUUCGUUGAUGAAGGGGACAGGCCUGAGGGAGGCCAGGGUAGCUUCAAAGCUCUGUGGGGCAGCACUGGUGUUUGCAGCACCAUGUGGAGAUGGUGUAGUUAAAUGUGGCCUUUUGUGGAUGCUGGGGGAGCAUGGACUAUGACUGUUUGCUUUUAUUGAUUGAUUGAUUGAGACGGAGUCUCGCUGUGUCACCCAGGCUGGAGUGCAGUGGUGUGAUCUUGGCUCGCUGCAACCUCCGCCUCCUGGAUUCAAGGAAUUGCCCUGCCUCAGCCUUCCAAGUAGCUGGGACUAUAGGCACAUUCCACUGUGCCUGGCUAAUUUUUGUAUUUUUAGUAGAGAUGGGGUUUCACCAUGUUGGCCAGGCUGGUCUUGAACUCCUGAGCUCAAUUGAUCCUCCCAAAGUGCUGGGAUUACAGCCGUGAGCCACUGUGCCUGGCUAAUGACUGCUUAUUGUAGAUAGGCCUUGGUGGAUUCUGUUAAUUGUAGAUGAGCCUUGGUGGAAUGUGACUGUUCACUGUAGAUGGGCCAUGAAGGGCCCUUCUAGGGUCAAAACCUUUCUCUUGAGGGAAGGAAGGUACAGUUUUGCUCUUGUACUUUCAAAGGAAGUUCAGUGAUAUUUCUGACCUUCUGGUUUGUACACGUGUCUGACGCUUCCCUCUGACCUAGGCCCCUGGAUGUAGAGCCUCCACCUGGUCUGACUCUGCCUUAGGAGGCGGGAGGUCUUGUCUGUCCUUCCCUGCUCUGCACUACCCAGGAGUGACACCCGUGGGCCUAUGGUCAGGGCCUGGUGAGGCCUCUUGGGCUGAUGAGGCCCUUUUCCUUUGGAGCCCAGCCUCAGGCGGGCCCCCUCUGGCAAGUCAGUGCAGAGGCUCCUGAUGAACUGACUGAUUCCUGCCCCUACCUUCUCAUGAAACCCUGUCUCCCUGUCUUUCACCCUUUUUCUAGGCAGGUCUGCUGGCAUCUGAGGCUCCCUUAGUUAGACAAUGGCCACUGUUUGUGUGUGCCUACUACGUGCUAGGCAUAGCCUCAUUGAAUUUUUGCAGCAGUCCUGAAUGUAGAUGUUAUUAUUUUCCCAUUUUACUGAUGGAGAGACUGAAGCCCUAAGAGGCUUAAUGACUUCCCUGGACCAUGCACCUAGUGAGUGGCAGGGUCUAGAGUCCCUAAAGCUCGUGCACUGGACCAUGCUGUUCAUCUUUAUUCAUUCUUUGUUCUGGUCCAACACUGGGGCCCUCUCAAGAUAGACUAUGUAGUAAGUGGGGUCUUUAGGUCUAAAUCUCGCGGCUGAAUAGGGCUCUCAAAGCCAUGCUUCUUGCCACCUGGCUGCUGGGUUCUCCCUUCCCUACCUGAGGUCCUGGGGCCAGUGUGAAGGGCUGAGGCAGUCCUGACCUGCCCUCCAUGCAGACCAGGGUUCUGCACAGGCCUGCUCACUGUGUGUGAUGUGAUCCUGCCCCCCACCCCUGCCCCCAGUCUUGCCAGUCAGCCCCGGCCUCAGGAACUUGGGAGAGCUGUGUAUGUUUACCCUCUAGCUCCUGCCUGCAGCCUCUUGGAGCUGGGCAGGUGGAUGGCAUUCCUGGGGCUGCUGUUUGCAAGCAGGGCCUGCCCCAGGCCCACAACCCACUUAACUGGAGCCUUCUCAGUGCAGGGCCCCUUCCAGAUUAGCCUUAUAUGUCCCCUUCCUGAGUUGCACCCUGUCCUUCCUUCCCCAAGGAGGACAAUACUCUGACCAGAGGGCCUGUACCCAGUCUUCACUGUAGAUGGGAACUGGGCUGAGUGUGGGAAGGUGCAUGGGGGCCAGGCCUGGGGUUGCCGUGCAUGGGCAGACCUGCCCCAACACAGACAGCUCCCUGUGCCCAGCCCAACCUGGCCCCUCACGUCACCCUUGGUGUCCACAUCUGGGGGCCAGCAUGCCUAGAGGCUGCCUGUCUGCCUCUAGCUUGUCUUGAGAUUGUUCUUGGGGUUUUUUGAAAGCCCCUGGUGGGGCUGGGUGGGCAGUCUUUGACCCCAGCGCUCCCUGGCUGAUGGCCCCAAGAGCUGGUUCUCAGUGUAGGGUGGGCUGAUGGGCUCCCAUGGGGGCCACAGCCUCUGUUCCCAAUAACAGCUCCCUGUCUGCCCUGAGAGGUCUGGAACUCCCUUACCAGACUGAGCUUCUGGGGGCUCGGGCCCUGCCCUCUCUCUUGUGCCCUGUAUGCCUGCACCCGGCACCAGGCUGUGUUGUAGCAUCAGGGAUUUGGGCGUGGGGACCAAAGUGCUGCCUAGAGCUGAGGGUCCUGGAGACACAUGAGAAGGCUUCUCCCUGUGCGCCUGUGCGGCACAGGGUGGGGUGAGUCCACUCAGCUCUCUAGGAAAGGACCCACGAGCGGCAGAUCCCCGGCCAAGAUCUACUCAUACUGUGUUCUGAUCCUU
Messenger RNA from Callithrix jacchus (white-tufted-ear marmoset), 19761 nucleotides. The record is from RefSeq and is a predicted model, not a curated record. Lineage: Eukaryota; Metazoa; Chordata; Mammalia; Primates; Cebidae.